Molecule: messenger RNA, 2608 nt
Organism: Saccostrea echinata
Lineage: Eukaryota; Metazoa; Mollusca; Bivalvia; Ostreida; Ostreidae
Product: neural proliferation differentiation and control protein 1-like
Exons: 7
Coding region: 126-959 (277 amino acids)
Cellular component (GO): membrane
Source: RefSeq, a predicted model, not a curated record
GUCACUUGUCUCUCAGGAAAAAUCGAAGAGAAGGACCAAGUUGGCCACAAUGGCAGAUAGGUUUACGGAUUAAAUCAGUGAAUAUGUAGAACAAGAGACGAAAAUAUUAAUCUAGUGUGGUUAAAAUGAUCAUCAACCGUGUCAUCUUAGGGUUGAUAGUUGUACUUUCGUGCAAUGUAUGUAAAUCAUUUCCCAACAGAUAUGAUAAUGAAGAGUUGAUCAAACUACUUAAAAGAUAUGAAAAGCUGGAAAUUGGAGAUGGUGUUCGACUUAAAGAUUUGGUUCAGAAUGGAUUUGAUGAAAAUGUGGAGAGUGAGAAAGUAAAAGAUGAGGAUGCUGGGAUAGAUCUGGCAGCGGAGGACCAGUACCAACAGAAGGUGGAAACCACCAAAGCAGUGUCUUCAGAUGGGACCACUCCCACCCCACACCCCAUGCCUAAGGCUCCUCAACCCCACGUACAGCCAGACCCAGACUCCAAAGAGAAACCCCUCAUUCCUUUGUCAAAAGAUAGCAUUCUCUUUAUAGGAAUUGUGACAGCAUGCAGCUUGGCUGGUUUUGUUGGCCUCAUCAUGGCAGGAGUUUGCUGGUACAAGUUACAUAAGAAUGUUAAGGCUGCCAGUGAGGUGGAUUACCCAGCAUAUGGAGUUACUGGCCCUGCUAAGGAGAGAAUGGGUCCAGGUCCAGGGGACAGAAAACUGGCCCAGAGUGCUCAGAUGUAUCACUACCAGCAUCAAAAGCAACAAAUGAUUGCUAUGGAGAAAGCUAAUGGAGAGAUGAAGAAUGAGGCCUCCGAGGAGGAGUCCGAUGAGGAAAACGAGGAGGGAGACUACACAGUAUACGAGUGUCCGGGGCUGGCUCCGCCGGGCGAGGUGAUGGAGGUCAGGAACCCCAUGUUUUCAGCAGAAACACCUACAGGAACACAGCCAACAAACGCUCCUCAGGAUCCUCCCCAACAAUAGAUCCACCACUCUCUUUUCUAACACUUAAUCAUAAGCCAAAAACUGGAACAAAAAGAAAAUGUUCAUUUGGUUGUCUUUGGCUGAUUUUGUUCAAUCAUUAUUUGUACAACAGAAACUUUUCAUCUGAUUUUGCUUGACCAUUUUUUUUUUGUGGAUAUGUAAUAAUUGUGGGGAAAUUCAUAUGUACCAUCUUCUAGAUAAAGAAAAAAAUAUAUUGAUGUAGUGUUGGUGGAAUGGGAUCAUUUUUAUCUUCUCUUUGUUGUGUAUAGUGCUCAUUGUAUUUAUGAAAAUGUUAGAACUGAACUUCAGAUGAUAGCAUAUUUUAUUACUGAACUUCCCAUCAUUGCAUUUUAUUAUGAUACGCAAUAUAAUAUUGGGGGAAAAAAAUAAUUUUCUAGUGAACAUGUUCCUCAUUUGUUAAUUACAUCAUUGGUAAUUAAGUGUUAAUUCUUAACAGUCUUUCAAGGAUGUUACAGGUUGUUAUUAUAUAUCAUGUGACAAAUCAGCAUUUCUCUUAUUUCAUUUAUUGUUGAUCUGCCUUAUUUAGAAACAUUGCUUUAAAAUGAUUUGUAUAUUUGAAAAAAAAAAAUGAAAAUCUGUUUACAAAUUGAAAAUAUUUUUAUUAGUUAAAAAUCAGAAAAAAUGGAACUGAAAAUUUAAUUCCAUGCUUGAUGCUUUGGAGAAAUUUCAUUAUUGUUGGUGCCCGGUUUUGUAUUUUAAUAUUUAUAUAUUUUAUUUAUUUGUUAUCCAUCAGAAAUGGUGGACACCACAAUUUUUUAUGACUUGAAACUUUCUAUCAGAUAGUUAUUUAAUUUGUAUUUAAACACAAACAAUCUCAUUGAAAAGAAAUCCAAUUACCUUUAAAGAUCUCUUUCUUAUGCAUUCCUUUUGCGUCUUUUAAUUAUUUCUAAUUAUAUUUAUUUUGUUUACUUCAUUAUUUUACACUACAUGUAUUUUUUCUCAAUAAAUUAUGAUCUGUUAUAGUAUAUCAUGAUAUUAAUCUUCAAAAGUAAAUUUUGUAAGUUUGUACAUUUACAAAGUAUUAAAAAAAGGGAACUUGACCAUAUCACAUGUAGAUCAUGCCAAAAGUAAUUGUCAAACUGUUGAUGUAUUUUAUCUACUGCAAACUUAAUAUUUCUUUGAUUAUAAUAUUGCAACAUUUAGUAGAAAGUGCAAUAACAUAUUCUCUUUGGGUUUUGGUCAGUGAAAAAAAAAAUUGUUGUGUAAUAAUUCAAGCUACAGGUUGGUUUGGAAAAAGACAAAAAAGUUUUUGGAUGGUCAAGAUUAUUGACAAUGGUUUGUCUUUUGUCAAGUCAACUAAGAAGAUCGUUGUGGCUGUCUUUUGUUGUUAGAUUAGGUCGUCAUCACAGGUUUCAUUUCAUAUGUCAGCUACAGAAAAUUCCUCUCCAAAGUAUAUAUAAUAAUUGAUUUAUGAAUGUCUACAACAAAAGAAAAAUAUAUUGUUAUAGAGCAUUUUAUUCAAGAUUGAGAACAUUUUUGUAAAGUUGAGUUACUAGACAAAAAGCAAUACAUGUAUUAGUAUUUUGAUUCAGUUUUGGUAGUUUACAAAGUAAGAUUAUAAUAAGUAUAAUUGAAAUUUUAGAUUUAUGUAAAAUGUUCCACAUAUGAAAUAAAACUUCUGAACAAAG